AUGGAUUUCCUGGGACCAGAUUACCUCGAGGCGCUGUCACUACUGGCAGAGUUUAAAGAUGAUUACCCAGGCCUCCUGAAGGAAUUGAGGCUAUGCGAGCCUCGGGCUGCAAUUGCGCUAUACCCGGAGUCUAAUGGCAAUAAUUACAUAGGAAGCAGUAACAACAGUAGAGGAAGCAGCAGCGGCAGCGGCAGCGGCAGCAGCAGCGGUAGUAGUAGUAGUAGUAGUAGCAAGGGAAAGACUAUUUCUGAGACCAGCUACACAAAACGAAUGGAGGAUGUUGACAUGGACAGCGUGCCGGACACGUUAGAGGAAGCUGAUCAGAAGAAUAAAAAAAAACUAGAAGAAGGCAAGGCUGCAACGUCGUCCAAAUUACCAAACGGUGGUGUUUCAACUCUUGAUGAGUUGCUAGCCAAGUUCCCCGCACCAGUACGGACACCACCACGCCACCCGGAGCUAGAUCUUUAUUUUGCACUCUACAUUUGGGUGUAUUUAGCCCUAGGGGAGUAUCUGAAUGCGGUUUCUAUUGUGAAACGGUACGGGCUGGAUGCGCCGCUGUUUGUGGCGUCACCGUUAGUGGUGGCCUCUGCUCGAGCAGCUCGGUUGUUUGAUCCACAAACAUAUGCACACACUCUGGCACAGCAAAAGGAGCAUCGCAAUCUGGAAACAACUUUAUUAGAUGACAAAAAGGCGGACAUAAAGGCCAAGUUUGAUGAGACGAAACGUGUGGCUGCUUUAUGGGAUUAUUCCAAGAUUUAUGCGCUGCGCGAGGCCUACGCUUGGGAUGAAGAUAUCAAGGAAGAUAAGACAGAGGAUACUAAUGCCAAUGGAAAUGGAGCGGUGACUGUAGGUAAGCUGGUUGAUGAAGCUCUUGCCAAGUUUCGACGAACAGUUCAUGGGCGAAUAGUUUCAAGUUUUGGGACGAUACGCCCGGCCACGGUGGUGACAUAUUUGGGGUUGAGAGAUGUUGGUGAUGAGAGUGGGGAGGCUGUACUUGCAGCUUUGAAACGAGAGCUUGGGGAUGAGGCCAAGGGAUGGACUAUGAAGAGUACCGAGGGAUCUUAUGGGGUCACAGAGCUGCUGGUUCCACCGGUCCAGAUUCCCAGACCACAACAAAAUGCGCGUACUACAGCAGAGAAACGGGCCCAGAUGCAGGAACUGAUUUCAGCAGCUACACAUUUGGAGCAACGGCUGGGGGUUUAA
This is a messenger RNA of Magnusiomyces paraingens, 1203 nucleotides long. RefSeq lists its product as uncharacterized. NCBI's taxonomy places the organism in Eukaryota, Fungi, Ascomycota, Dipodascomycetes, Dipodascales, Dipodascaceae. The record is from RefSeq and is a predicted model, not a curated record. The transcript has a single exon. The coding region runs from base 1 to 1203 and encodes 400 amino acids.